Molecule: messenger RNA, 1821 nt
Organism: Megachile rotundata (alfalfa leafcutting bee)
Lineage: Eukaryota; Metazoa; Arthropoda; Insecta; Hymenoptera; Megachilidae
Gene: Dh31
Product: diuretic hormone class 2
Biological process (GO): body fluid secretion
Molecular function (GO): diuretic hormone activity; G protein-coupled receptor binding
Source: RefSeq, a predicted model, not a curated record
ACGCGGGAAAUUCGUUCGAACCGUAAAUGUUCUGAGCGUUAUCGAUAUAGGAUGUAUUUUAUCGAAGUAUUUACAAAAACGAUUAUCGCGAAUAAAUUGGAAAGAAAUGGCAACGUUGAAAGUAUUAUCGUUUCAUCCCUCUUUACGAAAAGUUUGUUCAUUAAAGCGUCGCGUCUCGUUAUGGCUACUGUUUGGUCGAACGUCGGUCGCCGAGGAACGCUCGUUUCGCGUAGAUGUCGCCAGCGCGCUAAAAAGCAGCGCCCUCGAGCCUGCAGCUUCGAGAUCGAGCGCGCGACUAGAAUUUCGUGCAACGCACGAACGCGGAAACGUCAACGUUUCUGCUCGUUAUUUGCAAUCGUAAUUCGACGCGAUCCUUGGAAAGUAACCUUCGACGCGAAUCGUUGAACGUCUCGCAUCCAUAAACGUCGAACGUAAAACGCGAGCGCGCUUUUACGCGUUCGUUCGACGCAAACAGUUUGAUCGCAAAAAUCCCGAGAACGGAAAGAUUUACGAUUCGAACUGAACGAGUCGCGUCCUUACGAGCGGAACGAAGGUACGACGAGCGGUUGGGAUAACAGGGAACGAUGCGCGGUAAAGAACGAAAAGGUAUAUAGUCGGGGCCGGGAGGCGAGGGGUGGCGGCGCGGAGGCGAGGAGAGCCGCGGCGAGUCGAGUCGAGGCUAGACGAAACGAAAGAAGGCGAAAGGAUGCAUGGCUAGGUAACCGGCGAGACGAGACAAGACGCGGCGAGAAACGAGGCGGGGUAACGAUGCGAACGAAGAGAAGGCGAGAUCGGAAAGCAACAUCGUCGAGGAUGCAACGAGGGAUCGUACCGUUCUGCGUACUGGUGCUGGCCAUCGGUCUUUUCGCGUCGUCGAAUUUAUCGGUGAACGCCGCGCCGCAACAAAGUUACUGGAGUCAAUUCGAAGAGGAGGAUCCGGAAGCGCUGAUGGAUAUCAUAACUCGACUUGGACGCACUAUGAUGCUGAAUCCGGAAGUUGAAAACAGCAAACGCGGAUUGGAUUUGGGUUUGAGCCGUGGAUUCAGCGGUUCGCAGGCGGCGAAACAUCUGAUGGGAUUAGCGGCAGCGAAUUACGCCGGAGGACCUGGUCGACGACGCCGUUCCGAACAACCCUAGAUCACUGACAAUAGUGCUUCUCGAUUUUCACCUUCGUCUCGAUUUUUCUGAAACCUUCUCUCGCGUACGCGUCCCACUCUAUUUCUCCGUUCCUUCCUUCUUACCUUCCUUCGUAUGCUCUUCCUUACGAUAACGCACGAGCGUCUACCUCGAUUCCACGUGUGCGCUCACGAUCGACCUUUUUUUAUCCUAAAUGUUCCGUCUCUGUGCAUCGUGCUUUUCCCUUUUCUAUGGCUCGUAGAUAUUCCCAUCGGGUCGUUCGAACGAUAGCGUAUAGUCCGUGGAUAUUGCUCGUAAUGCGCGAUAACGAUGAUAAAAAAAGAAGACAGAAAAAUGGAGGUGAAUCGGGAAGAACACGAUGAAAAAUUUAUUCACGUAAAAUCGACCGAACAGCUCGAUAUGCGCGAUCGUCGACGACUACUGUGCGUUAGAACGUUCUAAGUUUAAACCUUAGACCGUAAUUCAAUGGACGUGCGCGUAUUGUUCGUUCGUACAUGUAGAAAUAGUCUUAUUAUUCGUCAUUUUCUUUACGAUGCCAUCGAUCGUAUCUCGAUACGCGCAUCGAGUAUAGUUUAAUCGCGUCAAGAUAACGAUUCUUCAAAUAUACAGCUGUACAACUAUAGGGCGGUCUCCGAUGCAUCAUAGUGACCAGUUCGAAUAUUGCAAAUAAAAAGAUUACGAAAA